AUGGCAACCCUAGCGGCUUAUUUUGGAUUGGGAGAGCAAAAGCACAGGAGCUUGGAUGAUGUUCAAAUGAAUUUGGAGGUUCUUAAGCACUGUGCAACUGUAUUAUUCCUGGAAUCGAGUCUACCGGAUAUAUUGGGUUGUCCCAGUCAGGGGUCUCCAACAGUUGCCACAAGGAGUAGAACCAACGGGAGGUUAAGAUCAUAUGGAGGAGAAACAAGUAGAAAAUCUCCACCUAUUCCUAGCCUUGGAUACCAUAGAGUACUACCUUAUGCACGAAACACUAUUGUACAGAUGACAGACAACCAGAUCGAUAUUCUCUGCAAGGCCGGGUAAUGGACACCAUUAGAUAGACAACUUCCUAAUAAACCAAUCUCAAUCAGGGUUGGAAUGAAGAAAGAAGCAAACUAAAAACUAAGGUUUCAACUUUGAAACUGGUGAUGGAAAAUAGAAUUUUCCUAAUCUACCUAGGUGGCAUAAAGCCUGUUCGUACAGUCACUACUAACUCAAGGACUCCGCAUUAUAGUCUUCUAUUAUCAUGGCUGUAAUGAGUUGGUUCACGCUAGAAACAUGGCAGGCUCACUAACAAAUUAUUUUUUAUUUAUUUAUUUUUGUGUACUGAUGCCAGUCAAUGUAAUUUCGGUUGUAACA
This is a messenger RNA of Papaver somniferum (opium poppy), 648 nucleotides long. Its product is annotated as protein NEN4-like. Lineage: Eukaryota; Viridiplantae; Streptophyta; Magnoliopsida; Ranunculales; Papaveraceae. Bases 1 to 333 code for a protein of 110 amino acids. The transcript is spliced from 4 exons. The record is from RefSeq and is a predicted model, not a curated record.